GGAGUUGUCCCGCCCCCCUGAGCCUCUGGGUGAAGGGUCAGUUUGUUUUUUCCUGCAACAGACACACACGUCCUCCGCUUCUGCAGAGUCACAACAGGACUUUGAAAAGCAGCAAAGAUGCCGAAGCUGAUGGAAGAGGAGGUAUUUAAGGCGUUCGCCACCUACGCCACGAUCGUCAUUCUGAAGAUGUUGCUGAUGGCUCCCAUGACGGCAUACUUCCGCUUCACCAGGGGGGCUUUUGCAAAUGAGGAAGACGUUGCCAGGAAAUCUGCAGAGGUGAGGAAGAAGCAGUUCAGAACCCACCCGGAUGUCGAGAGAGUUCGAAGGUGCCACUUGAACGACCUGGAGAACGUGGUUCCCUUCGUGCUGAUCGGCCUCCUCUACGCCCUGACGGGCCCCGAGCUCUCCACCGCGCUGCUUCACUUCCGCCUCUUCGCCGGCAGCCGGGUGGUCCACACCGUGGCCUACCUGGGCGCGCUGCCCCAGCCCAGCAGGGCGCUGUCCUGGAUGCUGGGCAUGCUGGUCACCUUCUCCAUGGCUUACAGGGUGCUCGGCCAAGCUCUGGUCCUUUAGAGACAAUCCUGCGUUGUUGUUUUUUUAAAUAGCUAUAUGUCUCUGAGCUUGAUUAUUAAACAUCAUUUUGCAUUCCCUGGAACGUUUCUUUUUAAAACACUUCUCCAUCAGCUUUGCGUCCGGGUGAUAACUUCUCAAGGUGACGGCACAGGUGGUAAAACUCAAAUUAAUUAUUUAAAGUACAGGUGUUAAAUGUGGCACGAGGUCAUUCAUAUUAAAUGUUUUAAAAGUAAAAUCCACCCAGUUAGUUAAAACGGCCCGUCUGAUGCAAUAUUCAGACGUUAAUGUGACUCUGAUCCGGUGGAUAAUGUGUCUGAGGCUGAGACUACCGGAGGUGGUAUUUCAGGUCCGGGCUGCUCUCACAGAUUACGCAACACCAGAAUUAAUUCCACACAUGCUGACCUUUGGACUUGUUUUUUUGCUUCUCAUGAUGACUGUGCAAAUAACAAUAACGACAACUUAAUGUUUGACCAGAAUAAAACAAAUAACGUAACUACUCUUGCCUGUAAUUGUAAAAUAAACUCCUUUGUUUAAAGAUC
This is a messenger RNA of Pseudoliparis swirei, 1112 nucleotides long. Its product is annotated as microsomal glutathione S-transferase 1-like. The transcript is spliced from 4 exons. Gene Ontology annotation, molecular function: glutathione transferase activity. The coding region runs from base 118 to 573 and encodes 151 amino acids. Lineage: Eukaryota; Metazoa; Chordata; Actinopteri; Perciformes; Liparidae. Gene Ontology annotation, cellular component: mitochondrion; membrane. The record is from RefSeq and is a predicted model, not a curated record.